GCAUCGAUGAAGCGCCUUUUCUGGUGAUGGUAGGAAUUGAUCAUUUAAUUUUGCGCCAUCGUGCACAACAAAUACCCUCUAUAAAACCCAUGAUCCUUUGAAGUUGAUCCACACCAUUGUCGAUCAAACUCAUUCAAAGUUCUUAGUUUUGUUGAUUAAUGGAUGGUUCACUUUCUUCUGGAAGUUUAGUGAUCUUGGCUUUGAUGGUGGUGGCAUUUGUCAGUGUCCCACUUCAUGUUGAGGCUCGGGCUUUCUUUGUGUUUGGGGACUCGCUAGUCGACAAUGGCAACAAUGACUUCUUAGUCACCACUGCCAGAGCCGACUCGCCACCCUAUGGCAUUGACUAUCCCACUCAUCGCCCCACUGGCCGCUUCUCAAAUGGCCUUAACAUCCCAGACUUGAUCAGUGAACAUAUGGGAUUGGAGUCCCCAUUGCCAUACCUGAAUCCAUUGCUAAAAGGAGACAAGCUUCUAAAUGGUGCCAACUUUGCUUCUGCUGGAAUUGGAAUCCUUAAUGACACCGGAGUUCAAUUUUUGAAUAUAAUACGGAUAUGGGAACAGUUAGAGUAUCUUGAACAAUACCAAGUUCGACUUGGAGACAUCAUUGGAGCAGAUCAAGCUCGUCAAGUAGUCAAUGAAGGGAUGGUACUCAUAUCCCUUGGUGGAAACGACUUUGUUAACAACUACUAUUUGGUUCCUUUCUCUGCAAGAUCACGUCAAUUUGCUCUCCCAGAUUAUGUUCGCUAUCUAGUUUCUGAAUACAGAAACAUUCUUUCGAAAAUGUAUGAUGUCGGAGCUAGGAGGGUAUUGGUAAUGGGGACGGGGCCGAUGGGGUGCGUGCCAGCAGAGUUGGCACAACAUAGUAGGGCCGGCGAAUGCUCAGUAGAAUUGCAACGAGCAUCCGACCUGUUUAACCCGCAACUUAACGAUAUGUUGAAAAGUCUCAAUGAUGAAAAGGGAGAUCAAGUUUUCGUGGCCGCUAAUACGAUGAAAAUGCACAUGGAUUACAUAUCAAAUCCUCAAGCUUACGGAUUUAUAACAUCAAAAGUAGCAUGUUGUGGACAAGGUCCAUACAAUGGACUCGGAUUAUGCACCCCUAUGUCAAAUUUGUGUCAAAACAGAGACGUCUAUGCAUUUUGGGACGCUUUCCACCCUUCAGAGAGGGCGAAUAGAAUCAUUGUGCAACAAAUGAUCGAUGGCACUCAAAACUACAUGAGUCCGAUGAACCUCAGCACCAUCUUGGCCAUAGAUUCCAAGUUUUGAUCCCCUUGUAUUUAGCUUUGCUCAGUGAUGGUCAUUCCUAGGUUGUAUUUUAUGUAUUAUGUUUAAAGCAAGUAUUGUGUGCUUUUUUAUGUUUUAAACUUGCAUGAAUUAUUGUUUAAGGUGUAAGGAUAAUGUGAAUAAAGCAAGGGAAGUUUCCCAGGUUUCUUGAAAA
Molecule: messenger RNA, 1434 nt
Organism: Helianthus annuus (common sunflower)
Lineage: Eukaryota; Viridiplantae; Streptophyta; Magnoliopsida; Asterales; Asteraceae
Product: GDSL esterase/lipase At5g33370
Exons: 5
Coding region: 159-1262 (367 amino acids)
Molecular function (GO): hydrolase activity, acting on ester bonds
Source: RefSeq, a predicted model, not a curated record